Messenger RNA from Tachyglossus aculeatus (Australian echidna), 3416 nucleotides. Its product is annotated as rho GTPase-activating protein 20-like. The transcript has 15 exons. Gene Ontology annotation, biological process: signal transduction; regulation of Rho protein signal transduction. The record is from RefSeq and is a predicted model, not a curated record. Lineage: Eukaryota; Metazoa; Chordata; Mammalia; Monotremata; Tachyglossidae. The coding region runs from base 145 to 3147 and encodes 1000 amino acids. Gene Ontology annotation, molecular function: GTPase activator activity.
AUUCCCCAGAAUCCCCGGUCCUGGAAGUUCGGCCCAGAGGCCGCCGGCCUACUCGACUGAAAAAGCCAGAGGAUUUAAGGCGGUUGAUGACUGUCCAGCUGUUACUACUCCUCUCUCGGGCUGUGAAAAAGGACAAAUGAGAAGAUGAAGCCGACGUCCCCCGGGAGACGAUCCACCCCUUCCGCCAUCAGCCGGGCCCUCGGCAAGUCCAGGACCCUGACCCGGGAGCCCCCGCCCUCUCCAACCCUGCCCAGUGACGGCCCCACCCUGGGGGCCCUCUGCGCCCCGGGCUCCGUCUUCAUCAUGGAAGAGCGGGUCCAGCUGACCACUGGCUUGCAGACCCAGGAUCGCCACCUCUUCCUGUUCAGCGACACCCUCAUCGUCGCCAAAUCCAAAUCCUCCUCAAGCCUGAAGGUGAAGAAGCAGGUUGGCCUGAGUGAAGUGUGGACGGCCACCUGUCUCGGCGAGGUCUCUGAGAAGCGGGCCAGUGCUGACCACUCCUUUGUCCUCGGCUGGCCCACAGCCAACUGCGUAGUCACCUUCAGCUCGUCCGAGGCGAAGGAGCGUUGGCUUUCCGCCUUGCUGUGGCAGAGCAAGGAGCUGAAGGAGAAGGAAGAGCCACAGAGCUUGCCCCUCCAAAUCCUGAUGCUGGAGUCUGACCACAGAGUCUCAACCACCACAGUGACCGUAUCCAACACAGAGACAGCUACCGAGGUUAUAAAAAUGGCCGCUCGCCAGCUGGACUUCCCUGGGAGAGCUGAUGACUUGCACCUCUGGGUAAUCUCAGGGAAGGAAGACGUGGCUUAUCCCCUCAUCGGACACGAGCACCCCUUCAGCAUCGCCCUGAAUUCGCUGCGGGAUGCGGCCGACCGGCCCCCCGGUGCCAAUGGCGGUGCCACCCAGCCCAGUACCAACUCCCCCCUGGACCAGCUCGCCAAGGGCCCACCGUGCCGGUUCAUCCUGAAGCCCAGAACCCAGGGCCCUCCGCAGCUGCAGAGAGCAGAACCUUUGCAGAAGCUCCUUCGGAGGAAAAAGUCUUUGAUGGACUGGGCCCUGAGGAAGAGCCUGCCUUCGCCCUCAGCCAGCCCGGCCACUGGCUCGCCCACCACGCCCCACAAGCUCUUCGGCCUGUCGCUGACGUCCAUCUGCCCAAACGGAGCCCUGCCCAAGCCUAUACUGGACUUGCUAUUGCUGCUGUACCAGCGGGGGCCCUCCACGCAGGGAAUCUUCCGCCGCUCUGCCAACGCCAAAUCCUGCAAGGAGCUGAAGGAGAAACUCAACUCGGGUGUCCGCAUCCCACUGGGCGCUGAGUCCGUCCUACUGGCCGCGGCCCUCGUCACCGAUUUUCUGCGAAAUAUACCUGACAGUGUUCUAUCCUCAGACAUGCACGGGCUAUGGAUGGAGGCGGUGGACACUGAAAACCGAGGGAGUAAGAUCAAAGCAAUCAAAAGGCUGGUGGGCAAGCUCCCGGAAGCCAAUCGCCUGCUGCUACGGCUCCUCUUCACGGUCCUGCGCCGCAUCGAGGCCAACGCCGGCGAGAACCAGAUGAACGCUCUCAACCUGGCUCUCUGUAUUGCCCCCAACAUGCUGUGGCCCCCCAGCCCGGCCUGCCCGCGGGAGGAGAGCAAAUCCACCGGCAAGGUGGCCCUUCUGGUGCAGCUGCUGAUUGAAAAUGCGGUGGAGAUCUUCGGGGAUGAUGGCACGUCUCUGUUCCAGCGGGCCGCCGAGGAGCGCUCUGCCAGCCUGGACCACGUACUGGCCCCGAGCCGGUGGGACUCGGAGGAAGAGCGGGAGCAGACUGCCAACCCGGGGGAGCUCAGCACCCCGGGCUCCCUGCCGCAGGGAGAGCAGGAAGACUGGGGUCCGUUUGGCAAGCUGACCACCUGCUACGGGCGGGAGGCCAGGCCUUCGGCUGGGGGCGAGGGGGCCGCCAGGAGCUGGCUGCGCCCGGCCUGGGACCGCUGCGCGUCCGAACCUAGCGUGCGGCCGCCCGCCGCCACGCGGGAGCCCGUGGCCCGCCAGUCCAGCUGCGACGAUGCCCUCCUCCGCAGCCCCGGGGACCCCGUGCAGCGGCUAAAGCUGCUGCAGCUCGAGAGCCAGAAGCUCCUGGGGCUGGGCCUGGGUCCCACAGGCCAAAGACCCCCUCCCCCGGGCCCCCAGGGGAAGCCCCCGCUGCCCCAAACGCCGCCACCGCCCACUAGUCUCUCCAGCCUCUCCAGCCUGUCGUCGUCGUCCUCUUCCGCCACCACCCCGUCGCCGACUGGCUCGUCGCCAACCUCCCUGGACAGUGCCUUCUCCUGCUGCUCUGAGCCGUCCUGCGCCGGCCCCCCCGAACACUUGACGCUGCCCUUCCUGUUUGGCACCUCCGCCCGGCUCCGGGCCUUCUCCCCGCAGGCCACGCGGCGCAGCCGGCUGGAUCAACGGGAGCCCCCCGCCUCCCCCCAGCCCUGUCCACCUGAGGGGCCGGACCACCGGGGCAGAGACUCGGGGGGCCGCAACGCUGAGGUGGGGCCUACAGCGGCCCCAGAGCCCCAGCUCCACGGCAACUGGGAAGACAGGGAGAGGGUGGGCCGGGCUUCCUGGGCCCGAAGCCCCCUGGCCCGGCCGGAAAGCCCCCGUCCAUCCUCCCCGGGAGCUCCGGGGGGUGGGGGUGAGCCUCUCCGUGAGGCCCCGGCCCAGCGCCCAGGUAAGCACACCCGUACCAAGAUCACCUUCUACCUAGCCCCAGGGGGCUCAGAGGCCGAGGGCGGGGGUCCAGGUGCCAAAUCGUCGAUGCUGAGGGUCCCAAUCCCCCAAACUGUGUUCUAUGGGCAGAACACCCCCCUGGUGCUCCAGUCUGGGGCACGCAGGCAGCGGCCCCAGCCCGAGGCCCCUGCCCCCUCGGGUGUGCCCCCGAGCCUGGACGGGGAGCCCCCCGCCUCCGUCCACCACACCAUUCGCAUCGUCCUGCCCGCCUCCAUCUGUGGUACCGUGCGGGGCUACUUCCGAAGCGCCGGCCCCACAGGCUGCUGGGGGGACGAUGCAGCCCGGGCCGUGGAGGGGGAGCUGCUGAGGAGCCGAGCCGAGUGGCAGCAGGGGGCCCAGGGGGCCGGGGGGCACCCCAAGGAGGAGCCCACCCCAGGCCCCUGUCCGGAGUCCUUUGUGUAGGAGGCUGGGGUGGGGGGGCGGAGAAGAUCAGCCCCAGAUGGUCAUCCCAGGGCCCCCCGGGCCUUCACUUGGCCCUGAGAUGGGGACGGGGAAAGCCAAAUCCAAGGAUGAGGAGGCAGCGGUCCUGUCUAGGGCCUCCUGGGAAGGAUGUGCACGUAGCUGAGGGAACUGGGAAAGGGAAAGGUCAGGGAGGGGUCAGCGGGAUCUUCGGCCCGCUCCAUCCCUGGGGCUCGGUGGCUGCAGAAGGCCAGAGGCCCGGAGAAGCAGAG